UGGUCAAACAAGGGUUAUAAAAAUUUAAAAAUUGGGAUUUGUUUACAUUAAUAAAUAAUACAUGUUGAACCUUACCUUAAUAAAUACAUAAUGAAAUACAUAUGGUCGUAAUGUCAUAUUGUAUUUCGUCAUAAUUUGAUCAAAACAAAACAAAUUAAUUAGCCAAAAUGUUUAAAAAAUUACUAUUUGAUUUGAACUAUAAAAUCCUCACAAUUAAUAAAUAUAGUUCAAAGUACCUAAUUGCAAAUAUUUUAGGAAGAAAUCUACAUGUGAAUCAUAUAUGUAAAAUUAAAACUAAACCCGUACCAAAUUUGGGUUUAAGAAGUGAUAAAAAUAAAAUUUCUCCAUUAGGAUGGUUUCUUUUGGCAGUUCCUAUAACAACAUUCAGUUUGGGUUGUUGGCAGGUUAAGCGAAAGACAUGGAAAGAAAAUUUAAUUAAAGAAUUGGAGUAUAAAACUCAAAUAAAUCCUGUUCCAUUACCAGAAAAUUUAGACGAUCUACAAGACAUGGAAUACCGUUCUGUUAUUUUAAAAGGAACAUUUAAGCACGAGAAAGAGAUAUAUCUUGGACCUAGGUCUUUUAUUCAAGUUGAUGGCGCUGAAUCACGAGGUGGAUUGUUUUCUCAACAAAAUCAAUCAAACGGUUAUCUUGUUAUUACUCCAUUGAAACUAAGUGGAAGAAAUGAAACAGUAUUAGUUAAUCGAGGUUGGGUUCCCAGAAAACUGCUAAAUCCUCAAACAAGAAUUAAUGGGCAAAUUGAAGGUGAGGUUGAAUUAGUCGGCGUUGUUAGAAAAGGCGAGAAAAGGCCACAAUUUUCACCUGACCAUCGAGGUGACAUUUACUUAUAUCGGGAUUUAGAAAGAAUGUGUAGAGUGACGGAAAGUGAACCAUAUUUUUUUGAUGCUAGUUACACUUCAACAGUCCCUAAUGGGCCAAUCGGAGGACAGACCAGAGUAAAUUUGCGAAAUGAACAUUUGUCUUAUUUGAUAACAUGGUUUAGUCUAUCAGCAGCUACUUCUUACAUGUGGUAUCAACAAAUUCUGACAAAGGCAAUUAAAUAAUAAUAUCAUGUAAUAUAAAAAUAGGUUUUUUUUUAAUAUAUUGGCAUUAAAAUACGUAUACGUACAUAUAAUUAAA
Condylostylus longicornis is the source of this 1137-nucleotide messenger RNA. It is a transcript of the gene Surf1, whose product is annotated as SURF1-like protein. Gene Ontology annotation, biological process: mitochondrial respiratory chain complex IV assembly. NCBI's taxonomy places the organism in Eukaryota, Metazoa, Arthropoda, Insecta, Diptera, Dolichopodidae. Gene Ontology annotation, cellular component: membrane; mitochondrion. The record is from RefSeq and is a predicted model, not a curated record. The coding region runs from base 168 to 1061 and encodes 297 amino acids. The transcript has 4 exons.